GCGGUUAGUCUUGUUUUGACGGUGGCGAAGAAAGUUAAAACUCCGUGAAUAUCCGUUGAAAUCGGUUUUUAUGAAAAAAACGUGUUAAUUAAUUGUGUAAUUAAUAAUAGUUAAUGUGGAAAUUUAUUUACAUACCGCAACGAUUGAGUGAUAUUUUUGUAUUAAAUUAAUCCAAAUACCACUCUUAAAAAAUACAGUGCUAUAAAAAAAUUUUUACACCUUACGUGUUUGCAAAUAGUGUGGUCAUGAAAGAUUCAAUGACAUUUAUAACUUCACCUUCAACCACUAGUGAACAAAAGCAAAAAAUGUCGAAUCUGAAACCGAAUCGGUCACGUUUUAUGAUCAACGAUAUUCUAGCUGGAAGUGCCGCCGCCGCCGCAGCAGUAGAGGCAGCCAACGCAGCUGGCGUGGCAGCGGCCGCUGUAUUUUACAAGCAUCAACAUCAUCAACAGCAACAGCAAAAUAUAAAUAAUAACAAUCACAGUGGGAACAGCAGCUCCCAAACUCCGUUUAUUCAAUGCUCACAACCACCAUUUGAUUCCUCAACAUCUCUACAACAGUCUGAUCCACCGCCAAUCCCAUUAACCCUGCACCAUCACUCUACUCAUCUUCAACCGUCGCAAAUGCAUCAUUCUAGGGGUCCACCACACACGCUAAUUCCUCAACAUACUCAAACACCCGUUAGCGCAGUUGCAGCUGUUGCACAAAAAAUUCAUUUUCCCGUCGGUGCAACACAAAUCGGUUCAAAUGGUAUAAAUGUAGUGCAAUAUGCGGCUGCAAUGCAGCAACACUAUGCGAAUGCAACUUCAGUCGUUCGCGACUUUGAUAACAAUAGUGAUUACCAGGACAACGAAGAUUGUGACAGUGAAGUUGGGAGCGGUGGCCACUUGGACGAUAACAGUGUUUGUAGUAAUGGUGCUAAAGAUGAAGACGGAAAUAGCAUUAAAAGUGGUUCCACCAAUGACACGCACGGCUUAAGUAAAAAACAACGUAAAGCGCGCACCGCCUUUACAGAUCAUCAAUUGCAAACUCUCGAAAAAUCGUUUGAAAGACAAAAGUAUUUAAGCGUUCAAGAAAGACAAGAGCUUGCCCAUAAGCUUGACCUAAGCGAUUGCCAAGUUAAAACCUGGUACCAAAAUCGUCGAACCAAAUGGAAACGGCAAACUGCAGUUGGAUUGGAGUUAUUAGCGGAGGCAGGGAACUUUGCAGCAUUUCAACGACUUUAUGGUGGAACACCCUAUUUGGGAGCAUGGCCUUACCCUGGCUCACAGUCACCUCAUGCUGGCCCGGCUCCUUCGAGCAUUGAUUUAUAUUAUCGCCAAGCAGCGGCAGCUGCCGCAAUGCAAAAGCCGCUUCCUUAUAAUUUGUACGCAGGAGUUCAUAAUGUAGGACCGCUUGCAAGCUUGCCAGUUUCUGCCACUUCACCUUUCUCCCACCUAUCAGCUUCCAAUUCGCUUACUUCUCUAAGUAGCUACUACCAAAGCGCCUCUGUGGCAGCAGUUGCCGCGGCAGCUGGUACAACAUCUAACACUAAUUCAAUUGCUGUUGUCAAGCCGCUCUCUUCACCUACAUUACCAGCUAUAGCACCAACAGUAGCACCGGCAACUCAAAUAAAUGCAACAACAGAUCAGCGGUACUCACCAUGCUCACCUACUCAACAAUCGCCUACAAGGCACAUUGUACUAUCGCGUUCUCCCAGUCCAACUCUUAAUCCAGGAAGCCCUCCAGGCAGAUCACGCGAAAGCUCGCAGCUCCAGUCUGAUGAUGAUGAUCAAAUUCAGGUUUGAGUUUGAAGUCAGCAUCAAAAAGACAUUGGCCAAACGUACGUGCGCACUCAAAAUAUGACGUACGUAUGUACGUAAUAUUUUUUGUAAAGUAUGCAUAUGUAUUACCAUUAGGUUAUUAUAAUUAGUUUAGGUUGAUCUCUACAAUUAAAGAUUGUAUGUCAUGAUACCUAUGUAUCUGCUUAUAUCAUUAUAUAUAUGUACAUAGCUGCUUAUAAUAGUUGUGAUUGGGGGUCGGUUCUUAUGUGCCGAAAUAUAGUACUUUUAAUAAAACUUUUACAGAUCAUUCUUAGCGCUUAAUUUAUGGGAACUGUGAGAACUGUAACAAAGGUUAUGUAUUAUAUACGUAUUAAGCAAAUAUCCAUUGUUUAUUUUAUAUUCAUAGUGCGAUCAAUAUAUUAUUUAAGUCUUACAUAUAUAAGAUAUACAUAUGUAAAUUUCUAAAGUUGAUAAAAUAUAUGUAUGCGAUUCGAUUAA
This is a messenger RNA of Bactrocera neohumeralis, 2261 nucleotides long. RefSeq names its product homeobox protein B-H1-like. Gene Ontology annotation, biological process: cell differentiation; regulation of transcription by RNA polymerase II. Gene Ontology annotation, cellular component: nucleus. The record is from RefSeq and is a predicted model, not a curated record. Bases 246 to 1787 code for a protein of 513 amino acids. The transcript is spliced from 3 exons. Gene Ontology annotation, molecular function: DNA-binding transcription factor activity, RNA polymerase II-specific; RNA polymerase II cis-regulatory region sequence-specific DNA binding. Lineage: Eukaryota; Metazoa; Arthropoda; Insecta; Diptera; Tephritidae.